AUGUGUGGUGGUUUGUAUUGUGAAGUAGUAGUACCUAGUGGGAUUGGCAGUGGUAGUAGUAAUAAAAAAGAGUGUGUGAUACAGGAUGGUAAAAGUUACAAACGCACAGAAGUCGUGAGGAGGAGGGAGAGAUUGAAUGGAUGGAUGUAA
Sclerotinia sclerotiorum 1980 UF-70 is the source of this 150-nucleotide messenger RNA. RefSeq lists its product with no specific name. The coding region runs from base 1 to 150 and encodes 49 amino acids. The transcript has a single exon. The record is from RefSeq and is a predicted model, not a curated record. Lineage: Eukaryota; Fungi; Ascomycota; Leotiomycetes; Helotiales; Sclerotiniaceae.